Lycium ferocissimum is the source of this 965-nucleotide messenger RNA. RefSeq lists its product as uncharacterized. The transcript has 2 exons. Lineage: Eukaryota; Viridiplantae; Streptophyta; Magnoliopsida; Solanales; Solanaceae. Bases 48 to 779 code for a protein of 243 amino acids. The record is from RefSeq and is a predicted model, not a curated record.
UACGACUGUUAAAAAGUUUUAAUCUUGCAUAUACAUAAAGCUCAAAAAUGCAAACAAGAUUCGCAGUAUCUUCAGCUACAAAACUUCAACGACUUCUAUUUGCACAAUCUCAUAAGAGUGCUGAGUACUUUCCAUACAGAUUUUCCUCAUCUACAGGUCGAACAGCUGAUCCUGCCGUCCAUUCUGGACCUCUUGAAGGAGAUGACUUAGAAGAAUCAGUGAAGUUUGCAGAAAACGAAAGGAAACAACCCAAUAUCAAGCCUAGUAAAGACAAUGAAGCGUUUACACCACCCAAAUCACCAAUCGGCUCAUCUCAAAAGAUCGAAAGCACCGGCGUAAACCAACCUAUAGACCCUUUGACACUACAAAAGCGACACUACUCUAAUACUAGCACUACCAAUAAUAAAGAAUCAUUUAAAGACGUCAACUGCAUUGGAUUGGAUGGCACACCAUGGCCCGACGAAGAGAAAGACGGGAGAGCGCAAUUAGAAGAUGAUAGGGAGUAUUUUAAGCACCAUAAACCAUCUCCAUUGGCGGAAAUGGAGAUGGCUGAUACGAGGAAACCGAUUACUAGGGCGACCGAUGCGCCACCUGGAGCUGGCAUUGCGUUUUAUCCAGCACCAGAUGGUGGUGUGACGGUGUGGAGGCCGGAGCAAUUGGCUACUGCUGAAGAGACCCUUAUGAGAGCAGUGGAGAUAUGGAAAGAGAAUGCUAUGAGAGGUGACCCUGAUUCGCCUCAAGGUAGGAUUCUUAGACAGCUUCGUGGCGAAAACUGGUGAUCCAUCUUAGGGUCUUUGGUUUAUAGUUGUUGAUGUUGUUUUUCUUUUGUAAGAUACAGACACACCAUGACCCUGUUUGUAAAUGGUAAUGUCAUGAUGUCUUCCUUUAACUUCAAGGAAAGGUUUCUGUUGAUUUUGAGGAAGAGACACCAUCGCUUAAUAAUACUAUACAGCAUUUACUUCGAA